Molecule: messenger RNA, 741 nt
Organism: Podospora bellae-mahoneyi
Lineage: Eukaryota; Fungi; Ascomycota; Sordariomycetes; Sordariales; Podosporaceae
Exons: 1
Coding region: 1-741 (246 amino acids)
Source: RefSeq, a predicted model, not a curated record
AUGGCCUCCGAUGAAUUUCACCUCUUCCCCUUCCUCCCAGCCGAACUCCGCCUCCAUAUCUGGCGUCUCGUCCUUUCCCCUCGCGUCGUCGUCCUCACCCAGUCCUCCACCUCCCCAACUCCCCCACCCACCCUUCUCUCCGUCUGCCACGAAUCCCGCCAGGAAUCCCUCCGCUCCUUGGUCCUCCUCCCCCAGAUAAACACCUACUUCCACCCCGGCACCGACAUCCUGUACUACCCCCGUCCUGUCUCUCCGCUAGGCUACUCCACCCCCUCCCCGCCAGCCGACAUCUGUCUGGAGCUCAUCACCAAAGUCGCUGUCGACUAUGUCAGCUCAGAAAUCAGGAGAGAGUGGGAGGUGUACAACAAAUAUUCCUUCUUAAAGUCGUUCCCCAAUUUGGAGGAGGGGUAUCUUGUGAUUGAUGCGCAAGAGAGCAGCAGCAGCAGCAGCGGUGAUGGUGAUAGGGGGAAUAGGGCAAUUGAGUUGAUUGAUCCGAGGGGGGAUAAGGAGGAGAUUAUGAAGAUUAUGGAGAGGGUGAGGGAGAGUUUUUGUUAUGAGCUGCCUGCUCCUUCGCCGGUCGAGGAGGAUGGUGAAGGGGAAAAGGUUGAACGGGAGGAGGCAGAGGAAGAAGAAAAGGAGAAGUGGGUCGAUGGGAGGAUUGAGUAUAAUGGGCUGGAGCUUGUACCGAAGGCGAUGGUUUGGGGGGAUUGUGCUGGAGGUGUGGUUGGGGUUUGCGGGUGA